Messenger RNA from Rotaria sp. Silwood1, 909 nucleotides. NCBI's taxonomy places the organism in Eukaryota, Metazoa, Rotifera, Eurotatoria, Philodinida, Philodinidae. The record is from the annotation of a GenBank genome assembly.
AUGCAUUCUAUUACUACCAUUGUAUUGAUUCUUAUUGUGUAUUUUCUUGAAAUAACUCAUAGUAUUGAUUUUCAAUCUAAUCGACAGCUUGGAGCUAUGGUAUUCUAUUUAUCUGGUCAAAAUCCAUAUGAUUUUAACAAUUAUGGUUGUUGGUGUAGUAACAAAGAUAAACCAAUUCAUACUCCAUUAGACGAACUUGAUCAAUGUUGUCAAACAUAUCAAACAUGCAAUAUUUUUAAAAAAACUGAUUCUAUUCCUUAUCCACAUAAAACUUCAUUUGAAGAUGGAACAAUUGAAUGUUUAAAUAAUAAAAAUACAAAAGCACAUCAUCAAUGUCAAUGUGAUCUUGAACUUGCUCAAUGUCUUUAUAAACAUCAAAGCGUAUAUACAACGAAUUUAUUAUAUAUAUCGGAUAAUAAAUGUAAUCCAGGCAUUAUACUUAAUUUUGAUGAUUUAUUGACAAAUACUACUUCAAAGAAUAUUCCAGAAAAUUAUCAUAAUUUCACAUUUACUGGUGGACUUUAUACAGCUGGUAAAGAUACAACUAAUCCAACACGUCCUAGUGGUUAUGCUACGGCUAUGAUUAGUUCACCUAAUGUAUUAUUUAGUCAAAAUCAAAUGAUAAUGAAACAUAUUGAUGGACAACCAUUUUCUGUUGUUUCAUUUUCUGCAGCAUCUGCUUUUGUUCCAAAUUUGAAAUUGACUUUAAUUGGUACACGACAAUAUUCACCAAUAGUUUUCAAUGAAACUGUUUCACUUCAAAUUGAUACUCGUCAAAUUAUUGAACUUAAUUGGUUUGAUAUUGAUACAUUAACAUUCAUUGGUACAGGUGGUACAAACUAUCCAACUUAUACAGGAAACUGUGGUAAUUGUCAUUUUGCUAUUGAUGAUCUUCGACUUCGUCUAUAA